AUGGGUCAGGCAACGCCCUUCCAGACAGAAGCAUGGACAGAAUACUUGAUAGGCACCGUCAUCAUCCUCCUUCGCAUUUUCGCGCGCUUCAGAGUGGUGGGAAUCAAAAACUGGCAAGGAGAUGACUAUUUCGCUUUUGUAGUUCUUGCCUUUUGGACAGCAGAGUUAACCAUGUUGGAAUUGAUCGGCCAAUAUGGCACCAACAUCGGUCUCAGUGAUACUCAGAGGGCCUCACUCACCCCGGAGCAAAUUGAACUACUCGCCCGUGGCUCGAAAUGCCUUCUUGCGGGAUGGACCUGCUAUGUGACCCUGAUUUGGUCGCUGAAAGCGUGCAUGUUGUACUUCUACAAUCGCUUAACACUGGGCCUCGUCCAACAAAAGCUCGUCAAAUUCAACGCCGUGCUUUGCGCAUGCACAUACACAGCAGUCAUUUUCACUAUAUUUUUGCACUGUCGCCCACUGGAGAAGAACUGGCAGGUUUAUCCUGAUCCCGGUCUUAACUGCUCUGCCGGCUAUGUGAAUUAUAUCGUGAUCGCGGUGGCAAACGUCUCAAAGUUGAUCAUCGGGGUCCUCCUCUGCAGCGGUGUCUUCGUCAUGAUCGCGACGCUUCUCCGCUGUAUUAUCUCUUUGCAGAGCAUCGAUAGUAUUAACACCAGUACCAUCUGGGCUAUCCGUGAAACGUUUGUCGCCAUCAUCGCCGUCAACGCCCCCUGCAUCAAACCCCUCUUCAGCAGCUCGGUCUGGCUCGGGUCCUCGAAGGAUCCCUCCUCUCGAAACGCAAAGCAGAGCUACAGUUUGUCGGUCUUUGGGAAGUCCAAACCCAGUCAGUUGGGGUCUACUGGGGGUACGAAGCUAAGGGAGCGAUCAAGCGACGAGUUCAUUCUCUGCGACGCCGGACAUAAUACAUUCGUCAAUGAUGUACAUGCUGGGAUGUCUGCGAGUCUGUCGGAUGAGGAGGUUGGGAGGCAACCGAAAGGGGGCAUUCAGAUUACGACGAUGUAUGAGAUUCGAAGGGAUGGGUCACGACAUGGGUGA
Aspergillus alliaceus is the source of this 1035-nucleotide messenger RNA. RefSeq lists its product as uncharacterized. The record is from RefSeq and is a predicted model, not a curated record. The transcript is spliced from 7 exons. The coding region runs from base 1 to 1035 and encodes 344 amino acids. Lineage: Eukaryota; Fungi; Ascomycota; Eurotiomycetes; Eurotiales; Aspergillaceae.